UGCUGGCUUUAAAAACGCUGACAGCGUGAGAAGAGCUCCUGCACUGAGCUCCAGCACGCGCGCGCGCGCGCACACACACACACACACACACACACACACUGCAUUUCAAAACCUAAUGGCGCCAACGUAGGAUACUGGUUUGAUUUAAAACGCAUAUGUUUUUGCCUUAUGGAUACAACUGUGGAUGAUUUUUGCUCCAGAAAUGAAGUAGUCUUAAUUAAUCGGAUACGACAGAGUGAAAGGCAUCAGUUUCUAAAAGUUGUUUGAACUUGCACGAGCAGAGAGCGCACUCGCGACUUUUCCCACAGCGGCUUGAGCGCAUGGAGCGCGCUUUCAUGAAGGGAAUGGAUUCAGAGCAUUGGUUUCUACGCUUCUGGUGAAUCUGGUGUCUUUUUUUUUUUUAACGAACCCCACCUCCUCUUUCACCGCCACUGGAUUUCUGUGUUUUCGUUCAGAGAGGCCGUUCAAAUGCUGGAAUGGAUCGGCGUUGUUUGUGUCCUCCUCUUGGUGGCCACGGUCUGGCCAGUGCUCAAACAUUUGGGAGCGUUUUUAAGGGGGCCUGAAAUCGCACGAGGAGAGAGGAGCGCAUCGGAGCGUGCAACUGGGACAGAGCCUAUUAAAGUGCACGAGCCGGCAGGUGAAUCAUCAGCCCCUGUCGCGUUCAUCUGCAAGCCCUCGGCACUCGCCAAAUACCUGCUCAAAUACUGCGCGAGCUUCUGCAAAUACGUACCGAGCCCGGCGUGGCACUGGCGGGCGAGUCCGUGCUUGCAGACAGUUUGGGGUGCUCUUUGGCCGCACGACUGCGCCGUGCAUUUCAUCCGAGAUUAUUUACAGCUGAGUGACGACGGCCUGGUAGCUCUAGAUUGGGCUGUUGUUGGUCCGAAGAGGAGGAGGACUUCAAGCAAUUCCUCCAGUCCCAUCCUUCUAAUCAUUCCCAACUCUUUCGGAAAGCUGACCAGGAACGUAUUACAGCUCUGUGAGGCAGCUUUGAAUCAUGGCUACCUCCCUGUGGUGUUUAACCGGCGCAGUCAGAAUGGUACCCCACUCAGCACCAUCAAACUACAAGAGUUUGGUGACCCAGCCGAUCUGCGCGAGGCGGUACGCUAUAUACGGUACCGCCAGCCUGCUGGCCGUGUCUAUGCGGUGAGUGAGAGCACUGGCUCAGGCCUUCUCCUGUCAUACCUGGGAGAGUGUGGCUCCUCCAGCUACAUGACUGCUGCUGCCUGCCUGUCGCCCAUCUUUCGCUGUCAGAGCUGGUUUGAGAGUGGUCCUGGCUGGCCCUUCCACUGGGUCCUCCUGCUCUAUCAGAAGGUCUGCCUUAGCAGGUACAGAACAGUGCUUGGGGAGCUGAUCCAUAUUGACAGCCUGUUCUCCAGCCGCUCACUCAGGGCCAUGGAAGAAGUGCUGUUCUGUCAGUCCGGUCUGAAGGAGGCGCCAUCUGAAGGAGCCUGGGAGGCGUACUGGGAACGCAAUGACGCACUGAGGGACGUGGACGAGGUGGCAAUCCCCGUGCUGUGCGUGUGCAGCCGCAACGAUCCGAUCCGCGGCGAAACUCGGGCCACGCUACCCCUAGAGCUAUUCGAGAGCAACCCUCACUUCUUCCUGCUGUUGACGGAAAGUGGAGGCCACUGUGGCUUCUCCUCUGCCAAUGAAGGCCCUGUGCUCUGGAGCCACCAAGCCGUUCUUGAGUUCUUCAGGGCUACCAGCGAUUUCUUUGCCGCUGAAGAGCGGGCCAAGGUGGCCGCCAGGCGUCGUGGUGUGAACCUGGGUGCCAAGUCUUUCCGCCACCGCAGCGUGAGCACCUACAAAAGGUUACCUGUCUGCUCACACAACAUCCACACCAUCUACAACUGGCAGAGGUCUUACACCAGAUGAUGAUUACUGACAGCUUGGAGGAGGGAAUUUUU
Molecule: messenger RNA, 1907 nt
Organism: Hemibagrus wyckioides
Lineage: Eukaryota; Metazoa; Chordata; Actinopteri; Siluriformes; Bagridae
Gene: abhd15a
Product: abhydrolase domain containing 15a
Exons: 3
Coding region: 469-1875 (468 amino acids)
Molecular function (GO): monoacylglycerol lipase activity; short-chain carboxylesterase activity
Source: RefSeq, a predicted model, not a curated record